CACCAGCAUGUAUGAAAGGCAAGGACGACUAUUGCUGAAAAGCAGGGACUUGAAACAGUGUCAAAAAUCCAAGCUGGCACAUUUCUGGACCCAUUCUGUAGUUUUAACUGGAGACACGUCAGUGCAAUCAGAGGUGCGCUGUGUUCAGGUCUACGGGUCUGCCGUUAUGGAAGAAGUAAACUGCACCGAAACAAUAUCCAUAGCAACGUGGUCUAAGACCGCAGGCCAGGUAAAAACGCAAACUGAGUCUACUCUGCUUCUGCUUAGAGCCCAACCAGGCACAGUUUCCAGAACAGGUUCUUUAGAUACUGGAACACAAACUGGCCUGCAGUUUGAGGACGAAGGACCUGCUAGACCUGGAAAAGUGUUUGCUACACCAGACCUUGCUAGACAAACUAUCAGGAAGUUGUGUAGCCUCACAUUACAUCUUAAAGAGGUGUCGCAGCAGUUCCUUCACUUGGCUUUCCAGCUUCGAGAGCUGACUCUCUCGCAGCUUAAGACACUUUGGAUGGAGGCUUCUUUCAAGUGCCGCAAUGACUGGCAGCCCUUGUUGGACGCAUUACCUGCUUGCGGAUCAGAAAACUGCAUCAUGCUACUGACUGACCUAAUGAAGGAGAAAGAACUGGACAAAGAGCAAGCUUAUUCUUUCCUUACCACCAUCGCCCUCAUCCCUAAUCCAUCGCCACAGAUCAUACACUCUAUCAAUACUUUAUUGGACAUCCAAGAGGUGCGGCCUAAGGCUCUGUUGGCUGGAUCCUCUCUUGUCCAUCAACUAUGCCAGCAGUCCCCUACUCCCUGCAAUGACCUUCCUGAGAUACAAACCUUCAUUCAGACACUAGAAGUGGCCUUGAAGGAAGGCUGUGAAGUGCGAAGUGUCACCCAAAUAACUGAGCUUGUUUAUGCACUGAAGUCUGUGGGUAACAUCGGCCUGACUGCUCCAAACUUCAUCCCUCUGUUAAAUCGCUGUGUGCUCAGCCACUCAGCCCCUUUGGAGCUGAGACUGGCUGCCAUUAAAGCCUUCAGACGCUUUGGCUGCUCAGUUAACAAGUCUGUGCUUUUGCAGCUGUACCGCUUCUCCCUGGAGGAUCCAGAGGUCAGAAUCGCCGCAUACCAGCAACUCAUGUGCUGCCCGGACCCCAACGUGUUGGAGGUGGUGAAGGUGACGCUGAGAAACGAAACCUCCAGCCAAGUGGGCUCAUUUGUGUGGAGUCAUUUGACUAAUAUCCUAUGGAGCGAAGACCCCAUGAAACAGACACUGAUUGAUUCACUGCCUGACGACAUAAUCAGCAAACAUUUUGAAGCAGAGUUUUUGAAAUACUCUUCAUAUUCAGACUACACUGUCAUACGUGGCAUGGGAAUGACAAAUGUAGAAACAUCUGUCAUUUUUUCUCCAAAAUCCUUCCUUCCGAGAUCUGUCACUACCAACCUGACGGUCUAUUUCCAUGGUAGAGCCAGCAACCUUCUGGAGGUGGACUUUCGAAUUGAGAAUGCUGAACCACUUCUGAAGAGCGUUUUUAGUCAGCUGAGUCCCAGCUAUGUCAGAGACCACACUGCUCCCCAACAAAAACAUGUGGUUCCCAAAGAAGCAAGGAGGACCAGAAGGAACACAAAUGAAGGCAGCGGAGGAGUGGAAGACGAGUGUUUAUCCAGCUCCAACAGUUACCUAAAGCGGGCCAGGGCGUUGGUGAGAUCACGGAAAAGGUUGUUUGCAAGGAAACAUAUGGAAGAGGAGGGCCUGAAGUGUGGAGUUGGUGUGAAAGUGUUCGGCAAUGAGAUCACUGUUUUUACCUGUGAUGAUCUCGCCACUCAUGUCAACCAAAUGUCGCUGAGCGCAGCAGGACUGGCUGUCAAACUGCUCAAGGGUCAUGAGGUUCAGUUGAACCACAGGGCUGUGCUCUUGACUGAGGAGCUGGUGCUGCCAUCUUUGUCUGGUUUACCUGUCAAAGUAGGCAUCAACAUGACCUCCAUUCUUUCACUGCGGCUGAAGGGAAACGUAAACUACAGGGAAGUCUCUCACUUCUCCCUCGCCGGCUACAUUAAACCCAAUGCCUAUGUGGGCCUAUCAGCAAAGAUGGGCGUUGACGGCGCUCUGGGUCACGCUGCACUGGACUGGAUAACUGAGCUGUGGAGCACCACGAGCCUGGAUGGGAGUAUCCAGCUGCAGGAGGGGCAAGAUCUCAGGGUCACACUUAACACUCCAGAGGAGGCCAUGUACAUCCUCUCUCUUAGCUCCCGAGUAUUUCAACUCAGCGGCGACCACAGAGAAGAGGUUAAAGGACCAAAGAGUCGCGUCCAGCAGACCACUUGCACACCAAAGACCUGGUCAAAGAUGGUUGGCUGGCAGCUAUGCUCCAAUGCUUCCUACCCCCUAACUACUGGGGGCAUCUCCCUACUGCCCUGUGGUCCCAACCACCUGUCCCUCAGGCUGCUGAAGCUGGACAGAGGUCUCCAUUACUACUUGCUUGAGGCCGCCUUCUCAAUGCUUCCAAUGAUUCAGGAAGACACCUGGCUUCCCAGAGAGGCAUCCAUCCACCUACUCCUGGCUACCCCAAAGUCAUCUAUCCCCAGGGACAUGUCGCUUGACCUUGCCUUUAAUCCUCGCAGAUUCCUAGUCAGGGUAUCUCAUCCACUGAAAAGUAUCCUCAUGCAAGGCCAAUUUGAACAAGAGAGGAGUUUAAAGACUGCAAAACUCGAGCUGAUAAUUGAUGGCGUUCAUUAUUAUAUGAUGGGCUUGGUGGACAAGCAGACUGUCAUGUCAGAACUGAGGACACGCUAUCACUGUGAAGCCAAAACGGCAGCCAAUGGAAAUCCCAUGAUCCUCUCUGCCAAUGUUACCCAUGGACUGGGCAGGAAGAUGAGCCUUUCGGCCGCAGUGAGGAAUGUGUUCAGGGAACCUGCAUCACUCUCAGUGGUCUUGGAGCGCAGGAGGGACAUCCACAGCAAGCAGUACUCUUUGGAGGCGGAGCUUCUGCUACCUAGUGUGGUCGGCAGCAGGAUGCUCGGGCUAGCGGAGCACAAAGGAGCACGGUGGAGUUCUGCUUUUCGCCUCAAAUAUGGUCUGGGAGGUGAUGCCCGGCAUCUGCGUCAAGAGUGCCACACGUCUCAGAGUGUGAGGAGAGAGAGGAACACUAACCUCACCUACACAAUGCGAGCUGAUCAUGAGUUCUACUGUUCCCACACGCCUCAUAUCAACCACAAAGUCCACCUCAGACACGAGGAAAGCCCCAUCCAUGUUAGAUCUUCUGUGGACAUGAGCUACGGCAAACAUUGGGACGAGAUGAACAACAAACGCACGCUCUUCCUAAGCCAGUUCUUCAAAAACCAGUCGACACACAAUCACACCAGCUACACACUGGAGUUCAAUCUCCAUGUUCCAGAGAAAGAUUUAAACUAUCGCACCCAGCUGUUGCACUCUUACCUGGGACAGCUUGGGACAGAGAGCAGCACUCACAUCAAAAUCAAUUACAACAACCUAACGCCGCUGGUGGCCGGCAUACACUGGAGAAGCCCCCCAAAUGACACCCCACAGAAGAAAUGGGAAGGCACAUUCAGUGUGGACACUCCUUGGCUCUACUUCUACACUUACCACAAGCUGAGUCAGCACCGGCGCCACACCCUACAGCUCAUUUCUCAAGUGACAGCCAGCAAAUGGGUGACCAUCCGCAACCUCAUCCUGGAGGCGUCCUACAAGGACAGGGGCCGUGAAAAGGAGGCUGGUCUCAAGCUCCAUACUCCAGCUGUCACAUUGUUCCAAGCAGAAGGGCGAGGAACGGUUGCAAAGCGAAACAUGAAAGCCUUUUGCUCGCUCAGCUCACUCUGGACUGCUCCUCUAAGAGGAGACAUCUCCCUGGAGAGCUUGAAACCCAGCCUUACCCUGCAGAUGUCCUCCAGCUAUGGCAAACACAACGUCAGCCUGGUCGCCGCCCUGAACACAGUUGACAAGAUUUUGAAGAAGAGACAAGUGAUUAUAAAGGUGACCUUGUGGGAGCCAAAGAGGGGCCCCAUGGAGUUUGAGUUGGAAGGAACAUUGGAGGAACUGAAGAAGGACAAGAAGAUGUACCAACGAACAGCAUUGCUCCAUCUUAGACAGCCUUUCCAGACUUUUCCUCAAAGGCUUCUCCUGAUGGAGACUUUCACUGUGGAUCUCCUGAAAGGACUUUACAUGCUGGAGUCGAGAGCUGGUUUUCAUAGCAACAAAGAGCUCAUUCACACUCUCACCAUUGGAUAUAGACCACCAAACUCGUUUGUUUGCGCUGCACUGAUUCAUCCCUUCAACACAGAAGCUUUCCCAUCAGACUCUGAGAUCUGUGUUGCCACCUUCAACAAUCAAACAGUGAAAAACAUUUUUGGAAAGUUAAAGGUUGGCAGCAAAGAGAAGAUGAGUUUCUUUGGACAAGUUUUAUUAAAUACUUGGCAUACAAGUAAGCAAGUGAUAAAAGUUCGAGCCAACAUCACCAGCCAGCUCCAGCUACCAUUCCCCUCAUUUGCUUUAGUGGAAGGUGAUAUACAUUGGAUCCCCCAAAACAACCCACACUUUGAUUAUCUCGUCCGAGGGAGAAUGAAAAUUGAACGACGAGAGUGUCUGAUUUCAAUGCGGUUCAACAGAACUUCAGACAGUAUUCUUCUCCAUUCAUCUCUCAAGCAUCCUUUCAAAUCGAAGAUUCCCAAAAUUGUAGAGGCAAAAGCGACUGCUGAGAUGUCUACUGUGUCUGGCAGAGGAAGUAGCUCAGUUCGUGUUACGGCUGAUGGGAAAGACAGGCUGAUGUUAGUUACCCAGAUGUCCCAUUCUUUCCUGCCGGGAGACAGAGCCAUUGCACUGACGCUAAACUUGUCUCAGAGUUUGCUACAUGGGCUCAAUGACUUUCAAAUAAGAAUGUCUGCCAACAUGUCCUCACACAGUGUGUCGCUACAUGGUUCCUAUACACAGGGACGCAAAGCUCUCUUGGCCCAACUAAUGGGCUCUCUUAAAAACACUAGUGGACUUCAGCUUGCUCUGUCAGGGGACCUGAGGCAUUCAAUCACCAACUUUGCUAUUCUGCCCUCCACUCUGGGAUUAGAUGGAGUAUUAGGAGUGUCUGACACUCUUACCGAAGGACAACUCAGAAUUAGAGUCAAGGAUGAUUUUUACAGCAUGGAUCUGAGGCAUCAAGAAGAUGCGGGGGAACCUACUAGCGUGUAUGUCACCCAAAGCUGGAUGUGUGUUCUGUCGGGGGUGGAGAAUGUUUGUGUGAAUUUCAGUCGGCAGUUGGAGACUAGAGGGGCGGGGGAGGUCAACAUCCAGCUAUCUCAUUCCUCCCAACUACUCAAUGCCACAGGUCUGUCUACAAGUUGUAGUGCUCGAGUGAAUUGGGACCAGGAUGCAUGUCAAUUGUCAGCUCUUGCAGAACUGCAGGCUGGACUUGAAGGUUUAAAAGCUGAGUUUAAAGGCGGCAAGACAAACCAGCUCGUCCCACGUUGGGAGAUGAUCUCCACACUGCAACACAAAGUCAAAACGCUGCACAAAAGAAGCAUAUCAAGCUACAUGCAAGCCAAAGCGCAUUAUGAGAGAGAUACCAUCAGGCUGAACACAGGCCUGGUCUUUCACGUGGAAGACAAGAAACUGAUUGACACACUUUUAUCGGUUGGGGCAAACAAUAACACAGCUGCAUUCACAGCUUCUCUAUGGCAACAGAUAAAGUCUCUGCAGGGGAUCUUACCUUCCUCACUACAGAUGAACUGCACAGGGCGCACCGCUGCGCAGCGUCUCUCUGCACAGUGCUAUGGAGAUGUGGCAGGUCACCCUGUGGAGAGCCUCCUACCUUCACAAACUUCAAUGAACAUCUCCAUCAACCAUUCUGGAUGCUGUACAGAUCUCAGUGCUGAUCUCCUAGCUGAUGAGAAACACAAAGUCAGCAUUGCAUGGUGUCAUACCGGCCAACAGAGCCUUAGUCUGACCGCAUCGGUCAAGCACACUAUUGAGGCAAUAGAAGCCCUGGGACUUCCUUCCAAUGGAGUAUUGGCACUGAAUGUCUCAGCUGCACCCCUGCCCGUGGUAAUGGUUACCCUGGAGAUCGGAAACUGUCAGUUCAGUGGUCAUCUGGACAAGGCACAAUCUUCGGAAGCAGAAGUGAAACAACUUUCUUACAACGUAAACGUGACCAGCUACUGUCCUUUCUUACAGGAAACAAUCCUUCCAGUGACUCUGGUUCUGAACGGGUCAUUUUUAGGGGUCCCGUGUGGGCGUAUGAUCACCUCUUUUCUAAGGACCGACAACCAGGACCUCUCUUUGGAGCUUGGACAGUCUUGCACCUCUCCACAUCUGUCUGGAACCCUUACACACACUUUCUCCAGUCUUAGACGCAAAGGAAUUCCUCAGACAAUAAUUGUAAAGGCAACUGCUCCUGGAGGCGCUGAACAGAAUGAAGUUCUGUUCAUAAAAGUGGGGACAUGUCUUAUUAGAUUUGUUGAAGACAAAGUCAGGGCAGGCCGGUUCUGGGCUCUGCAGUCUAAUUGCCCAUCAUUGCAGGCCAACUUCAAUGGAUCAGUGUGGCAGGAGAGUCAGAGUAAAUGGGCUGCCAUGUUGGUUGCAGGUCUGGAGGAUAGAAGGACUUUCCUUCGGCUGGAUGCUCAGGGCUGGCCGGAGUUAAGUUUAGAAGGUGAGCUCAGGCACAACCUCCCUGCUCUCAGACAUAUCCCUGAACACAGCAGGGUGAUUUUAACAAGCAAAGUUGGUGAAGAACAACAUGACACAGAGGCCCUCGUUUUACUGAAUGGGUGUGCUAUGAGAGCCAGGGGAACUGUGAUGUCACAUUCUGGCCUGCAGGGGGCACUUGAGUAUCACAGCAACUGUAGCAUGGCACAGGAGUGGGGUAGUCCAGAUAGGAUGCAGGCCAAUGGCUCCAUAUUUGUCUCCUCAACUAUUGCUGAAUCUCAAGUCUCCAUGGCGAUUGACAAUGCAGAGUUGCAUUCAUUGGUUGCUCUGAAGAAAAAUAAGGAAGAAAAUGAAAUUUCUCUUUAUUUUAACCACACUGUGCCCCUGUUGAAGACGCUCGGUAUCACUGCAGAUGCUGGAAUUGCACUGAGUUUUGGGCAUCAUGGCAACCAAUCAUAUUAUUGCAGAACGCAUGGCAGUGCCCAAAACCAAAAGUUAAGUCAAGAGGUGACUGUGGAGAGGACGAGUCAGGCAGUUACCGUGAAGAGUACUUUCAGACAUUCAUUGAACUACCUGCAUACAAUGGGAGUCCCUGGAAACAACAGUAUCCAGGUCGAGCUUGUUUCCUCUGAAGGAAAGGCGCUGACCAUAAAAUCCCAAUUUGGACAUCAGCAAGCGGGACUGAGACUUGAGAUGAAAUCUUUUCCCAUGACUAAAGAGAUAAUGGGAGUCAUGUGGCACAGUUUCUCAUGGCUCCAGCAAAGAGGAGUGCCACGUAACAUAGAGGGUUUAUGUUCAACUCAAGGACUGUGGUCCCAGCUUCGGUCCAGGACCCAGCUCAGUGUAGAUGGGCACAAGCUCCUUGACUCUGGCAUGAAUGUGAGCACGGCUGAUGGACGCCUGGCUGUGCUUCUCUCCUACAUUCCACCACUUUCAAACGAAACAUGGGAAUAUUUCAGUCUCAACACUGCUGUGACGGCACAGUUUAAAGGUCUUCUAAGGAGCAUCUCAGUACAUGUACAAAAUCAAGAUUGGAGGACUCAUCUGGCUGCAGACGUUGCGGGAUGGGGCGCGCAGGGAGGGCACAAGGAGGCCAGAGUUACUCUCAAACACACCGCAGAGGUAGACCCCAUCCCUGCGUUGCAAGUUGAAGCCUGGGGAAGACUUUCUGGCUCCCAGCUGAAGUGCUCCAUAGCAGUAAACCCAGAACUAACAUCCUCACUUACUCUCAUCAUCCAAGGGCAGCAUCUACCCAGCAGCAAGGACCUGAUAGUGAAGGUGGUCCAGAGUUUUCCCAAGAUGUUGAUCUACUUGCCCUCACAACUCAAUGUCCGCUCGCAGCUUAACCAAUCCCAGUCCAGUGUGGGAGGUUUGCUGGAGGUGUCGUCAGGCAAGAGGCGGCUCUGGACCAUUGGGGAGUUGGCGGUGAUUGACAGUGGUUACAGACAAUCUCUGGAGGUCAAACACUCAUACCCGCAGUUGAAACUACUGCCAAGGACGGUUGCAGUAAAAACGGUGUAUGAAGGCAGGAGCUGGAGUUAUCAAGUGCAGCACGCAGCCGUGUGGGGAAACCAGGAGUUCAGUUUGUCGGGUCUGUACUCUGCACCUCCAGCACUGGAAAGAGGGAAUGAAACUCUAAAGGUUCAAAUCAAGUGCAGUCCUCGCUUGACCAGUUUAGACGUGACACUGGAGAAGUCUUUACUGGGUCGGACGGAUAGAGUUUUACUGGGCUGGAUGAGACACGGCCAAGUGGAGCAGGUCAAAGCUCUGAGCAUAUGGAGUCGAUCCCAGGAGGUGAAUGAGACCAAGUUGGAGCUGAGUCAGUCUUUCUCAUCAUCACUUAGUCAAAUGUGCCUUCAGGCGUACUCACACAGCUCAGAGAGAGAGCAGCGCAGUAUCCAGCAGGCGCACCUGUCUUGGGUCAGUGGAAUGCCGGUCAACGUCUCCUUCAGCCUGAAUAAACAAUGGCAGGUGAACUCCAGCAGAGGGCAGGCUUGUGCUUUGUUGGCCACCCAAAAGAUGGUGGCGUCUCCUGUCAAAGGUUGUGUUUCAGUCAGCCAGGAGGGAAACUUAUACUCACAAAAUGCUGAGCUAAGAUGGGACAACAGGAGCGUCAAGCAGGGCAUGAAAUAUCAGAAAAGUGCACGAGGAAUGCACAGCCUCCAUGUGAAUAUCGGCCUUGACCAAGUGUCUCCUGCACCUUGUCCCUCACAUUCACUCUUGACUAAAAUCCAAACCAACCUCAGAGAUCGCUUUGACUACACAGUUUUGCUGGGCCUUUGCCCCCCACAGCCAACUCUGUCAUUGUCGGGAUGCCACAGACUGAACUCAGGAGAGGAGCUGUUUUACGCACAAUCUCGUCUGUCGGUGCCAGGGAAAGCCAACCUUUGCAGUCUCACGCUUGCACUGACCAAUUUAUCAACUGCCCAGACCUCCAACAUGACUCUCUUUACUGAGUCUAGGAUGGGGAACUGGAGCAUGGAGAUGGGAGGCAGUGCUUUAUCAUGGCCUCAGGGCUUUGGUCUUCUUGUGCAAGCUCGACUCGACCACAGAGAGGAGAUGUGGCUGAAUAACACAAUAGAGGGAAGAUGUCUCCAGACAACAACAGGUUAUAAAUACGGUUCUGGCCUGAGCGAAGAUGUCUCUCUGGCGGCUUGUUUGGGAACACGUGACAGUUUUAUGGUGGAUGUGCACAAAAGAGAAGGCGGCAGCCAUCCUGAAUCUUUAGGAAGUCUGUAUGCAGGAACAGCCAAUCAGAAGCUGACACUGAGAGCAAGUGGCUGUCUGCAGGACCUUACUGCCGUGGAGGCACAGAUUCAAGCUUUCAGCUCUCAAAUCAGAAACAAGCUCUUGGAAAGAAUCAAAACCAUCAAGUAUAUUCUUACUGAUUUCCGACAGCAGUCCAGAGGCAGCAAGUUUCUCCAGGAUCUGAGUGCGAUGUCUCUGCGUGUUACCCAGCAAGGAGAGUUCCUGUUGGGACACCGAGGCUGGAGUGUGCUGCCUGUGUGGCACAGCAGCUCUUUCCGACACGUCGUAACCACAAGCUUGCCUCGCUUUCUCAACCUGCUGCAACAGGCCUCAAUGCUGGGACAGCUUGAGUUGAAGAGGCCCCUCGCCACUCUUGCAGGUGUAUACCAGGAUGUGAAAGGCCAGCAGCUGCAGACUCUGUGGAGGGAAGCUGUAGUUUUGUGGACUGACCGACUACUAGAGAUCUGCCCUGCUCUGCUGCAUGGGAGUCCUCAGCUAAGACCACUAGCUCAAGCCAGCAUCUCUACAAUCAGCCACGCCGUGGAUUUAGCUGGCCCAUACACGUACCACUGGGCAGAAAGCAGGUUGGCAGUGGCGCUGUCUGGAGUCAGGAAGCAGCUGGCUUCAGUCUACAAAUUAUCCCCCAGCGAGUGUUCAGUUGAAGUGUCUGUGCCGCUGCCCACCCUCCACUGGACACGUGUGCCUCGGGUCGGUCUGGUAGGGAUCCUUUUAGAAGAGUUCCUGCUGCGGCCCUUGCAAAGCCUCACCUCUGUCAGACCCACGGCUGAACUUUAUCGCCUCAAAAGGAAAAUCAUGGAUAGUCCCUUUCUUCACCAAGCUCUGCUGGUGGCGGAUCAGUUUGUGGUGACAUUUGAUGGCCAUCUUUAUGAACUACCAAGCUCGUGCCCACUUCUCCUGGCCCAAGAUGUCAGUGCUGACCCCUCAUUUACGCUUCUGCUCAAUCCACACCCACACUACCUCCUCUUGCUCGGCAUAAACAACAGCACCGUCGGCAUCCAGCGUAAUGGACAGGUGACGGUUGAUUGCAACAACACAGUGGCACACACAUGGCACGGUCAUGGUGGUGUCACCGUCCGAAGGGCAUCGCGCAUUGUGCAGGUGUCCAAUCACAAUGGAGUGUCGGUUUCAUGUGACCUGAGACACGAAUUGUGUAGCUUGACUCUUGAUGGAUGGUUUCAUGGCCUGUCAACUGGCUUGCUGGGGACCAAUGACAACGAAGCAGGAAACGACUCACCUUUGCCUGAAGGUUCUCAAACUGGGAACCUGGAGGAGUUUAUCUACAGCUGGCAAAUAAGCUCGGAGUGUGCAGCGUCUACAGCCAAAGCAGAAGACGCUUCCCAGGCAGCCACGAGGGGAGUGACAUGUGACUUUUUGUUCUCUUCUGCGGAUUCUCCUCUGAGCUCCUGUUUCAGGGUUGUGGACCCCGGUCGAUUCUCUUUGGUUUGCAAGUCAAGCUCCUCCGCAGCCCCCUGCCGAUUAGCAGCUGCCUUUGUUCAUCUGUGCCAACGCAACUACAUCCCAUUGGAGGUCCCUGUCCAGUGCUGCUGAAGAUGGGUGACUUUAUGAGGAGAACCAUGACAGAGGAGCUUCUCCGACGUAAGACAUCACUUACAUUUUCUCUGUUAAUCACAAGAAUUAUUAGUUACGAUCAAGAUGAUCUGUCACUGACUUUAGUGUGCAUUGAUUAAAUUCACGCCAUUUUGUUUGCCACCUAAUUGGUUCCUUGAAAAAUGGAUGUAAUUGUGUAUUUUGGACUUGUGUCGCUGCGUGACGCACUCUGUGAUUCAGACAAUGUUGCCAAUGUCCUGCUCCUUCAGUUUGACGUAUAAAUAAAAGACUCCAAAGUGGAACUGCUGCAGGAAAGCAAGUGUGUUCAGCUUCACUUGAGGGGGUAAAAAAGCAUAAUAGAUGUUUGUGUGUAUUGCAUUAUGCUUUGGUUUGUUAUAAAAAAUAACAAAUACAUAUUUUGUGACCGGCUGUGUCAAAUAUGAUACAAACUGAAAAUCUUAUAUGGAAAUUGAUUUUUGUAAAGAAAAAAAAGUUGUUCAGAAGAACCAAUUAAA
Entelurus aequoreus (snake pipefish) is the source of this 11463-nucleotide messenger RNA. RefSeq lists its product as uncharacterized. Lineage: Eukaryota; Metazoa; Chordata; Actinopteri; Syngnathiformes; Syngnathidae. Bases 8 to 10948 code for a protein of 3646 amino acids. The record is from RefSeq and is a predicted model, not a curated record. Gene Ontology annotation, biological process: lipid transport. The transcript has 69 exons. Gene Ontology annotation, molecular function: lipid carrier activity.